Solanum dulcamara is the source of this 2781-nucleotide messenger RNA. RefSeq names its product protein DWD HYPERSENSITIVE TO UV-B 1. The record is from RefSeq and is a predicted model, not a curated record. Gene Ontology annotation, cellular component: Cul4-RING E3 ubiquitin ligase complex. NCBI's taxonomy places the organism in Eukaryota, Viridiplantae, Streptophyta, Magnoliopsida, Solanales, Solanaceae. Gene Ontology annotation, biological process: cellular response to UV-B. Gene Ontology annotation, molecular function: protein binding. The coding region runs from base 196 to 2238 and encodes 680 amino acids. The transcript has 7 exons.
AGUUCGGGAUAAAAAUAAAUUAGAAGGGCUCAAAAUCAGAUAAAACGAUGAAACAAAUUAAGGAGACUUUUUGAUUCCAAAAAUUGCUUCUUCGUAUGUAACGGCCAACUGUAUCGGAGUAAUCCAGUCGGUCUUCGGAACUUUGUAAUAAUCGCACUCACCGUCUUCCCUGCUCUUAUCAUCGGAGCUAUCGCCAUGACCACCGGCACCGAUAUCUCGUCCUUAGAAACAAGGUACAUGUAUUCUUGUCAGGCUAGAGAAGUUCCACCUAAUAAACAAGUUCUGUCAGCUCUUUUCAAGGCCAAGUUGAAAAAAGCCCGCCAUGAGGUGUGUAGCUUAGUGAUUUUGCUGGAUGACAUCAAGGAUACUGAUUUCCACCCACUGCUCGAUUUGUUGACCGAAGCUGAUCUUUCUGAGAUUGAUGCAGUAGAUAUUAUAAAUAGAUCUGUCUGCAUCCUGAGUUGGGAGUAUCUUCUUGCUUUGGUGCGUGCUAGCAGUAGGAAGCUUCGAGUUGUUGAUCUCCAGGAUAUAUUGUUUGGAAAGGACUUCUUGCUGGAUCUUGCUCAACGCGGCUUACCGUGCCAAGUCCUAAAUCUGAGGUCCUCCCAUUUCCGAAAGCUUAACAUGAUUGGGAAUUUUACGCGGAUGCACACUCUUAAUUUGGAUUUCAGUGCAUCACUUAUGAAUUUCCGUGAGGACUGUUUUACCUGUAUGCCAAAUUUGAAGUUCCUCUCAUUGUGCGAGACAAGAAUCAUUAAUUUAUGGACUACCGCUGCUGCACUUGUGAAACUCCCUUCCUUAGUUGAAUUACGCUUUCAGCAUUUCUUACAAGAUGAUGAAGCACAGAAGCAUGCUGCAUCAGAUAGAAGGAAUGAUUACUGGGAUUCAGAUCAUAUGGAGACUAGUAUUCGUGAUGAAGCACCAUCAGUUAGUGGUGAAAAUAUCAUGUAUAGGCUUUUUAAUGAAGAAGACCAAUAUUUGAAUAAUACUGAUAUGAAUCUUGAUGUGAGUAGCGAAACAGAAGAUUCAUCUGAUGACAGUGAAGUGGACUUUUCAAGUCAGGAUCGUGAAACGAGUUUCAUGGAACUCUUGCCUGAUGUACCUCCUGGUUGGGAGGAUCUGGUUGAUCUGCGAAAUGAGGUGUCUUUUGGAACGUUGGAGAUGCAGGAUGACGAAGAACCCUUCUUCCGGUUGUCUGACACACGGCUUCCUUACAUUACUCCAAAGAAGUGUAUAUCUCAUAAUCCUUCACCCAUAUGUUUUGAAAAAUUCUAUCGAGAGUACAUGAUAGUUUCACUGCCAAACCUGAAAAUUCUUGACAACUUACAUAUUAGGAAGGUUGACAGAGAAAGGGCCAAAUUGAUCUUCUCACAAAAAUUUGAGCACCUACCAUAUAAGAGGAAGUAUAAGGAGAGUGUUGUCAGCAUUCUGCAAAAGCGUGAGAUUAGAGCAAACCAUACUCAUGGGCCCUCUCCUAGGCAAAAGUCGCAAUACUUUUAUUCUAGGUCAUUGUCUGCUGCAAAAGUUGGUUCUGUUGCUUGGCCUGCCCUUCGUCCCCUCUCGAUCGUGGGCACCACAACAAGAGAUGAUAGAAGAAGCUACCGACCACGCCAAUUUGAGUAUCAUCCAUCUGAUGCAAGCCUUAUGGUUUUUGGAACAUUGGAUGGUGAAGUAAUUGUUAUCAACCAUGAGAGUGAAAAAAUUGUCAGUUAUAUUCCCUCACUUGGAGCAAUGAACAGUGUUCUGGGUUUAUGCUGGCUCAAAAAUUAUCCCUCCAAGGUCAUUGCUGGUUCUGAUAAUGGUUCACUUAGAUUAUAUGACAUCCGGUUGAUGCCUACAACAGCCACAGGUAGUCAUCAGAGCACAGGUUCAAUUAUGUUUGAUGACUUUGACCAGUUAACAUCUGUUCAUGUCAACUCUACCGAUGAAUUAUUUCUUGCAAGUGGAUACUCAAAACAUGUUGCUCUGUACGACAUUAGCAGUGGCAGACGGUUGCAGGUGUUUGAUGAUAUGCAUCGAGAACAUAUAAAUGUCGUUAAAUUUGCACACCACUCUCCAUCUAUUUUUGCCACCUCAUCAUUUGAUCGGGAUGUUAAGUUGUGGGAUUUAAGACAGAAACCAAACCAGCCUUGCUACACUGCUUUAAGUUCUCGAGGGAAUGUGAUGGUUUGCUUUUCCCCUGAUGACCAAUAUCUUCUUGUAUCCGCUGUUGACAAUGAGGAAAUGAUAAAUUCAUAAUGCGGAUAACAUAUUUGGCCAAAACCUUACCUUGGAAGAGGAACAUGGAGAAACGUCACCUGUAUGCGCUAGCUGCUACACAAAGAAUUGGCCAAUGCAACAGGAGAAAAGAGACUCAAGUACUGGCUACGCUCUACAGAAUGAGGAUUGAUGUUUUAUACAUGCAGCAAAGCUUCUAUUAAGUGUGGCAGGAAGAGGACAAUCGUUCAGGAUCAGCUUCCUGGACUAUAUCCCAGGAGGCAUGUUCCUGUGAAACCAAAGAUUGAUAUGCAAAAAGAGAGCAAGAACUUCUAAAAGCAUUUAAAAUUCUCAAUUCUAUGACUCUUCUCUUACCAUGUUGUUGAAGCAUCUAUAAAGCUCUUAGCCAGUCGUUUUUAACUGAGGAAUAACUUCUUCUUCCCCUAAUUUUCUUUGAGAAGUUGAAAGAACUUCUAACUUUGUUCCAUAAAAAUUAUGGCCCACCAUUCAUGUGGAGGAGUUCUAGGACUGUUCUAAGCGGAAUAUGUACCAAACUGACAUAAUACAAAGUAAAAUGAAAAGAUU